Messenger RNA from Anguilla rostrata (American eel), 3066 nucleotides. It is a transcript of the gene ostm1, whose product is annotated as osteoclastogenesis associated transmembrane protein 1. The record is from RefSeq and is a predicted model, not a curated record. Gene Ontology annotation, cellular component: cytosol. The coding region runs from base 83 to 1015 and encodes 310 amino acids. NCBI's taxonomy places the organism in Eukaryota, Metazoa, Chordata, Actinopteri, Anguilliformes, Anguillidae. The transcript has 6 exons.
CAUGUGACAGGAGGAAAAACAGGAAGUGUUGCUGUGCGGACUGACAAAGGGGCUGCGGAGUAGCCGCUAUUCUUCAGGAAACAUGAUUUCCAACGGCAUUCUGACUUGUUUCAUUACUUUGCUGCUUUAUAACAAGAUUCGGGCAUCUGAUUUACCGAUCAACGCCGCAGUUUCCGAGUCGAGCGAAGGCGAUGUCUCUAUUAGAAAUUCAUCUUUAAGCCCUGUGUUGUCUAUGUCGCCUUCGCUCCCCUGGAGUUCUCAUUUCUCUCUCAAUUUGCUGUCCGCGUUUCCAGAGGAUCUUGAAGUCAGCGACUAUUGCCGUGAACUCCUUAAGAUCUUUGCUCUGCGAUAUGUAUGGUAUGUGAAUUGUCUCGUUUCUUCCGCCCGCCCUGUCAAGAUUUGCCAGAACUGUUACCUCGAGUAUAGUGACCUGCAGGAAAUAUACAAGAACAUAUCAUCAGACCAGGUGGGUCCUUCAAACGUCAGCUGCAGAGAUAGCCUUCUGCGCUCCGACAGGCUGAUGCUGGUGUUCGUGCUUUUCGACAACCUACAGGAGAUAUGGAAGCAGUCGGACUGCAACCACUGCCUUGCCCCUGACCUCCACAGCUUAACCAAUGACACCCUGUACUACAUGGCAGUGCUGAACCAGUCGCUCAGCUGCUUUGAGAAACACCAGCAGCAAGGCAAUCAUUCUGAGCUUUGCAAGGAGUGCAAAACGAUCUACAAGCGCUUAAACGACCUUUACAGCGCGAUGGACUCGAACAAUACCCUGUGCAUUGAUAUUGAGGAUGCAAUGAACAUGACCCGCAGAUUGUGGAGCAAGAAUUUCAAUUGUUCCUCAACCCGGGAAGAGACGGUCCCUGUCAUCGCCGUGUCCAGCUUCAUGCUCUUCCUGCCCAUCAUCUUCUACUUGAGCAGCUUCCUUCACUCGGAACAAAAGAAACGCAAGCUCAUUCACCCCAAGCGGGCUAAAUCGAGCAACAGCAUGGCGAACAUCCAGGAGAAGUACAGCUGAGUGACGGGAUGCUGGCGGUGGAGGACGUGGAGGCAAGGCGGCGCCCCGCCCCUGAAUCCGCCCCUGAACCCUCCCCCGAAUCCCGCCCCUGAAUCCCGCCCCUGAAUCACAGUGUGUUUGCGAAGGUCCUCAAAUGCUGGGAAAGACAGCUUUCAUUUUGCCAUGGCGGGGGGGGGGGGGGGGGGGUGGACUAUGAUCAGGGCAUUGGUUGCAAUGUUAUAGUUUCACAAUGACUUCCCCCAGGGCCCAAGAAAUCAAAGCUUUUACUCUGAUUGGACUAUACAGUGUGAUGCUGGCCAUCAGGAGUUGAGUUGCCAAAUGGUGUUAUUUUGUCAGGUUUCAUUGUAAAAUAAAAUACAAAAGAUAAAUUUACAAAAAGGCAGAGCACGUUUGAAAUGAGCAAAUGGGAAAUCACAGUUUCUUAAUCUUUACAAAAUGUUUAUUAUGAGAUCACUGUAGUUUUUUUUUUUUUUGGUUUGUUUUUUGUCUGUUUGUUUGUUGCUGGUUUUUUUUUUUUUUUUUUUUUUGUUUGCUGAAGUUAACACUGUCGUCUGCCCGCGGUGGUUUUGCCGCCGGUCCUGUUCAGCGGCUAAUUACCUGCAACCGAGGGCCUGUCCUCUCCCUUUUGUUUUCCUGAAACAUUUUCCGCCGCGGUUUCAAAGCGGCGGCCGGGUGUUUGAGGGCCCCCCGGGGGAAAAUGGACGCCGGCGACGCUGCGGCGGAGCGAGCACUUUGCUGUCCAUUAACGGGAGGACAUGCAGCUCCCACUCUCUGCCAGGAGAGCCGGCUGACCAUUUGGACUGUGCAGAAAUGGCGUGCAUCGUGGCUUUUUUUUUUCUUCUUCUUUUCCUCCCCCUUGCUGUUUCCGGAGCGAUAUAUUAACCAUGUGGGAUAAAAGCACCGAAUCGCGUGUGCGCGAACUCCAUUAUAAAAGCCUUCUUGAACAUCUUUUCCACUGCACACUUUUUUUUUUAUUUAGAGAGAAACGUAACAUCCCCACAGAAUGUGCUUUUGGCUUGCGGCGCACGUUUCGUUUAACCAGUUAACCAUUAAUAAUACAUGAACCAGAGUUACUAACGUUUUCCUCCCCACUACAUGGCAAGCAAUGGAAAAGUCCCUUUUGAAAAUCUUUAUUGUAGCAUAUUUUUUUCUUGACACCGAGCAUAGAUUUGUCAGGUCCUGUGCGUAAUUAGUGACCUGUUGAGUGAAACCGAACCGAAAGGAGGAGGUUCCUUUGGGGCGGGGGGGUGGGGGGGCUAUGUCAAAAACUACAGAUGAAAGCCAAGAUGUCCCCACCACAUACAAACCACCAAUUUUUCUGCUCGGUUCAUUUUUCUCUGUGAUUUCUGAGUGUGUUGAGGUAAUCCGAGCUAUCGGCUGGGAAAAAAAGCAGCUUUUCGACAGGGCAUUGUGUUCCUCCAUUUACUCUGUUGAAAGGCUCUGGCUGGUAAGAGUGAGGGAAGCCUGCGUCACUGUCUCGCAGUGGGUCCGGUUCAAGGCUUACGAGAUGCGGUGUGGAAUUGCUCAGUUGUGGAGAGAAGUCUUCAGUGCCUGUCGCAACCAAUCAAAAUUGAGUCCUGGAGAAAAAAAAAAAAGUGUUGUGAUUUAAAAAAAAAAUUUCAAUAUACUUUUGUUUUGACAAUUACUUUUCACCUGAUAUUUACUGUUCCAGCACUUUCUGUAUCUUGAAAUUAUUUGCCAUUGAACAGAAAUCUAUGAAUGCAAGCUGUUUAAAAAAGGAGGAUGAGCUUGAAUGAUGGAGCCAAUAUUUGUGUUCACAGACACUGGUUUUUAAUUUGGUGUAUAAAGCAUGAGUUUUUUCCCACAAGGAACGAUUGCCAGUUUCCUGUUAUUGCUGUUGGAUAUUGUGUGAAUUUUAUUGGAGGAUUAAUACUAUAAUGUGUUCAUAAUUGUGUAAUGUAUUUGACAUGGCUUUAACUAAGACUUGAAUGAAAUGCUGACACAUGGGUACCACCCUGAUGCUGGAACAGAUUGAUUUGAAGAAGGUGUCAAUGGUGAUCAAAAACAAUUAAUAAAUGUGUUGCGUUGCA